This is a messenger RNA of Aspergillus brunneoviolaceus CBS 621.78, 643 nucleotides long. Its product is annotated as 60S ribosomal protein uL23. Bases 1 to 465 code for a protein of 154 amino acids. NCBI's taxonomy places the organism in Eukaryota, Fungi, Ascomycota, Eurotiomycetes, Eurotiales, Aspergillaceae. Gene Ontology annotation, biological process: ribosomal large subunit assembly; translation. Gene Ontology annotation, cellular component: cytosolic large ribosomal subunit; ribosome. The record is from RefSeq and is a predicted model, not a curated record. Gene Ontology annotation, molecular function: structural constituent of ribosome. The transcript has 4 exons.
AUGGCCCCUAAGGUGGAAAACAAGCAAGGCAAGACCAAGCCCAGCAGCAAGGCUGGUGCUGCUGCCAAGGCAGUUCUGAAGGGUGCAGGUGCGCACAAGGCUCGCAAGGUCCGCACCUCGACCACCUUCCACCGCCCCAAGACCCUUCAGCUUUCCCGGUCGCCCAAGUACCCUCGCAAGUCGAUCCCCCACGCGCCCCGCCUCGAUGCCCACAAGGUCGUUCUCUUCCCCCUCAACACGGAGAGCGCCAUGAAGAAGAUCGAGGAGAACAACACCCUUGUGUUCAUCGUGGACGUCAAGGCCAACAAGCGUCAGAUCAAGCUUGCUCUCAAGCAGCUGUACGACGUCGAUACCGUCAAGGUCAACACUCUUGUCAGACCCGACGGCUCCAAGAAGGCUUACGCCCGUCUUACUCCCGACGUCGACGCUCUGGACAUUGCUGCCACCAAGCUUGCUAUCGUCUAGAUGGGUUUGUCUGGGACUGGACGGGUUUUUCUUUUAGUUUUGUGCGGUGGUUCAUCAAUAUCAAAUAUACAGUUAACUGCCUGUGCUUCGACGAGGAUGCAAUGAUCAAAUCAAAAAAUGAAAAGCAUUACCCGAACCCAUGAUAUAGUAAUCAAGUAUAGAUGACACAGGAUGAUAC